AUGGCACAAUUUUCCUCUAGUAGCGGUCAAAUAGACGUGUCGUGUUCUUCGGUGGUGGAUACUAGCUCUAAUACACCGCUAGUGUUGCCAAGCACAACAACAGCCCCUGUCAAAGAUUCGAACGCCAUCAUUUUUAGUAUUAUUGGAGUCAUUAUUUUCGUUGCUGCCGUCGUCAGUGCAAUUAUAAUUAUAUUCAGAAGAAAACAUAAAAGCAAUAAAGAGUCAGCGGGGUUUGAAAAUCGCACGUAUGGUAAAAGUGGGUUACAACGAACCGUUGAUGAGAGUGUUACUAACCUGCAAAAUGAACAGCUCAUAAACAUUGGGACCACAGACCAAUACGACCAAUACAAGGUAUCUGAUAAAAAGCCGAAUGCUGCAGAUUGUAACGCGGAGCAAUGUUAUUCCACUAUUGAUGAGAACUACCCCACUGAUUCAUACGCAGGCCCAUAUUAUAGCAUCAAAUCAGUCCCCGGACAAAGGACCGAACACAAAUUAUAUGUUCUUGAAACACAACUUGGAUGUGGGCAAACAGAUGCGUCAAAUGUACCAGGGAACAGCAAAAAAGUGCAAGAUACUGAUUUCGAGACAUACGAUCACACCAACGUUGAAGAUAAGGUUUUACCUUUAAAUGAAUAUAGUUAUCUUCGUAACGUGGACAAAUAUGCCACUGACGCCUCUGAAACGUAUGACAAAAUGUUGGUUCCAAACGUCAGAGCAUUCACAACAAUUGAGGAUGAAAGUAACGAUGAAACAUAUGCUGUUACUAAGUUCUGAAAUUAUGUCGCUUGUAAUGUCAUUACAUGUAGUUAACAAACAAUAUACUUUUAAUUCAAUAAACUUAUACAUUUAUGAAACUUUCCA
This is a messenger RNA of Dreissena polymorpha, 861 nucleotides long. RefSeq lists its product as uncharacterized. Lineage: Eukaryota; Metazoa; Mollusca; Bivalvia; Myida; Dreissenidae. The transcript has 4 exons. The coding region runs from base 1 to 774 and encodes 257 amino acids. The record is from RefSeq and is a predicted model, not a curated record.